AUGACCGGGACCAUUCUAGGGACAUACCGAACCAAAUUCAAUUCAGACGGAACGGUUGCUCGCUACAAAGCUCGAUUAGUUGCUCAAGGCAAUCAACAGGAAUAUGGCUUAGAUUAUCAGGACACAUUCAGUCCUGUGGCUAAACUUCCGACGAUACGAAUUUUAUUUACCAUAGCCUUGUUCUACAAAUGGAGCGUUCAGCAACUCGACGUGGCUAACGCAUUCUUGCACGGAGACAUAAACGAAACGGUUUACAUGCGCCAGCCCAAAGGUUUUGAGGUUGCAUCCAAUCCGAAUCAUCUCGGGUUUACUCAGAGCCAAGCAGACCCGUCUCUCCUGACUCUACACCGUGACUCUGUCCACCUCUAUUUACUGGUUUAUGUCGAUGACAUUCUGCUUACUGGAAAUAACGAGAGAGCUAUGGCUGAACUGGUAAGCAAACUACAAUCCAAAUUCGCUUUGAAGCAUCUUGGUCCAGCAAAUCAAUUUCUUGGUAUCAAAAUUGAACGCACGCAAGAUAAGUUCUUUCUAUCUCAAACUCUUUACGCCAAAUCAAUAAUUCAAAUGGUCGAGUUACAUAAAUGCAACUCGGUCGCUAAUCCGUCCUAUACUAAACUUCCAGAUUCUGGCUCGGACGAUCAUGCAGCCUUCGACGAGCUCAAAUAUCGAAGAAUUAUAGGCUCUCUUCAGUACCUAACUCUGACCAGACCGGACAUUGCAUACGUCGUAAACGCUCUAUCUCAGCAUAUGCACAAACCGGCUCCAACUCACUCAGUCAUGCUCAAGAAACUCCUCCGAUACAUACAAGGAUCUCUCGAUUUCGGGCUUCCGAUUACUCGUUCCACUUUGACACUCAAGACUUAUUCGGAUGCAGAUUGGGCGUCCGAUCCAGAUACUCGGAAAUCUACCUCAGGUUUUUGUACUUUCCUCGGAAAUACAUUAGUUUCAUGGACCGUUAAAAAGCAGAAUACGGUCUCCAGGUCAUCUACUGAAUCAGAAUACCGUGCGCUUGCCUCAGCUACGGCGGACAUCAUCUGGAUCAAACGUUUAUUAUCCGAUUUUGGUGUGUUACACUCUCAACCUUUAGACCUAUACUGUGAUAACAUGUCCACCAUUGCUCUCGCAAACAACCCUAUUUUUCACGCACGUACAAAACAUAUCGAGAUUGACCAACGGUUCGUGCGCGACCACAUCCAGAACAAAAAUAUUCGGCUUCUUCCUAUUAGCACAGUCGAUCAAGUGGCCGAUAUCUUUACCAAACCGCUAACUACACCAAGGUUCAAAUUACUGCGCAACAAACUAACCAUUGCUCCCAAUGUUCAGCUUGAGGGGGCAUGUUAA
Molecule: messenger RNA, 1341 nt
Organism: Dendrobium catenatum
Lineage: Eukaryota; Viridiplantae; Streptophyta; Magnoliopsida; Asparagales; Orchidaceae
Exons: 2
Coding region: 1-1341 (446 amino acids)
Source: RefSeq, a predicted model, not a curated record